Trifolium pratense (red clover) is the source of this 2430-nucleotide messenger RNA. RefSeq lists its product as uncharacterized. The transcript has 8 exons. Gene Ontology annotation, molecular function: protein binding. NCBI's taxonomy places the organism in Eukaryota, Viridiplantae, Streptophyta, Magnoliopsida, Fabales, Fabaceae. The coding region runs from base 1499 to 2161 and encodes 220 amino acids. The record is from RefSeq and is a predicted model, not a curated record. Gene Ontology annotation, cellular component: mitochondrion.
GAACAAAACAAUCAAUCAAUAAUACUUACAGUCCGAUACGCACAAAGUGGCACUGUAGAUCGGCAAAUUUGGGUUUUCUGCUCCUGUUCACCAUUCCAAAUCGCGUGCCAUGUCGAUUCCCUUUUGCUUCUUUGUUCUGCCGAUUCCCUUUUUCUUCUUUGUUCUGUUGCGAUUCCCUUUUCCUUCUUUGUUCUGUCGAUUCCCUUUUUCUUCUUUGUUCUGUUGCGUUUCUCAUUCCUUUUCCUGUUUUGUUUUGAUACAUUUAAUGCCUUUUCGAUUUCCUUUUUGAUCUCCUUUUCAAUUUCCUUUGUCUUCUUUCGCGUUCAAUUUGCUACAUGGAUGGGUUUGGGUAAGCUUUUCGCCCACUUGCUUGUUUUACGUUCGUCUGGAUUCAGCGGAAAGGUAUUUGUCGGAAUACUUUCCAUUUUGUGACGGAUGCAGGCUGAAAGGGAUUUGGCAGAAGGUUCUUGCCAGAUUUGUUUCAUCGGUUUGUUAUGACCUGAUUUGUUCUUCAUAUUUAUUUUAUUUCUAAUUUUUACAGUUUUAUUGUGUGUUCAUUACUCUCAUAUUUCUUCAUGUUCGCCCUGUUUUUGCAGAGGAGUUUAUGUCCGACCUAUUUGUGCAUACAAGGUGAGUUUUGCUUAACAACCAUUCUCUUUUAAGGUUGCUGUUUUGAUUGUUUUUAUCAUGUGAUCAAAGCAUUCUUACCAUGCUUUAGAAUUUGUCAACCCUGUUUUCUUAAUUUUCAGACUGCAGUUAACAGUAUGUUUCUUAAUCAUGUUUUCAUUUUGUUCAUAGUAUUCAUAUUUGUGGAAUAUUUAUUUACUUUCAUACAUCUUUUGCAUGACUUGUUUGUGCAGUUGAUUCGAAUUUGUUCUUUCUGUAGCCUUUCUAUUUUGUGUUGGUUGGUUUGUGUUUCUUUUUUUAUUUUUUUCAGUGACAAUCGAGUUGUGCUUUUGCCUCCGAUGAACGGUUGUGGCAGCGACGAGUCUCUUCCUUCCGGCGACAGCCGAUUGUGUAUGUGAGUGGAUAAACUGAUAAUUUACUUUCUGAAUUUGUUUAUAAAAAAUCAAGUUUUUGACCCUUGAAUGUUUUAUUUAUUUGUCACCGUUUGGGCUAAAAUCAACCAAAAUAGUAGGCAAUUUUAAAGAAUAUUGCACACACUAAUCAACUGAGGUUAUUGUUUCUUCAUAUUCAUCAUACAUGAUUAAUAUUUUUGUGAUACUGUGUUACACUAACUUAAAUGCAUAGAGCUUGUGGAGAAUGAGAAAACAGAAGAUUAUGAAGCUCUAAAUGUUCGUGCUAGAGCGCUUAAAGGGUUGAGUGAACUUGUCAAGGGAGAUAUUAACUCAGCUGAAUUUACUUUGACGAAUCUCUACGCAACAAGCUAUGUGAAGGUAUCUUUUUUUUUUUUUUUGUAGAAGUGUGAAGGUAUCUUUCUUUCUGUGGUACUUAUUACUGAAUCAGUCAUUAUUCGACCCUGGAUUGAAGUUUUGUAAUGUAUGUAGGCAAUGCUGCUCUAUCAUAUGCGGAGCUCCAACAAACAAGGCAGAACUACACAGUGGCUAAAGAGAUUUAUCAGCAUGUUUUAGAAGGAGCCAGUGAACUUGAAAAGAGUGGCAAUGUAUACUUAGGAGGUGGUAACUUGAACAUGGAGGGUUUAAUGAUGCAGGCCAUGUGUGGUUUAGGACAACUUGGAUCACAUUUGAGUAACUUCCGUAAGGCCGAGGAGCAUUUGACAAAGGCAUUAGCCAAGGCAGAGCUUAUCUAUGGUGAAACACAUCCCAAGGUCGGUGUUAUCUUAACAGGUAUGGCUCUUAUGUAUAGGCGUAAAGCAAUUGAGGAGAAAUCAAGUUCGCUUGUGGUUCAAGAGGGUCUCUACAAUAAAGUUGCAAAAAUUUUGAAGUUUCCAGCAGCUGAAUCUGAAGGUACUGAUGCUGCUGCACCAUCGGUUAAGAGAAAUGAUAUAGUGGCUCUUGCAAGCGGUGGAUUAGCUGAAGUACUCAAUGUCCAAGAAAAUAGACGGAGUGAAGGAGAAAAGAUGAAGAAGUUGUCCGAGUCCUUAUGGAAAAACAGCAGGAUGUCUCUGGAUGAUUUUCUAGGAAAUACAGAAGCAAACAUAAGUCCAGUUGUUGAUGCUCGUAUUUCCAGGCUUCUGUAAAUUGAUUCAUCUUCUGCUGCUGUAGGUUUAGGUUGAACUAAUGAUAAAUGAAAAAAAUGUUAUGAUGACAAGACACGUAAAGUGAUGAUUGUGGUGAAGCAUUAGAUGAAUUCUUUAUGGUAGUAACAUAACACUAUCCAUUGUUGGAUAUAUUAGUACUUUAAUCAAUGGAUUAGGUUUAGUAUUGGGAACUUAUUCAAACUUGAAAUUUGAAACUUUCAGAUGAAGUUCCUCUUGUUCUAAUAAUAUUGAUGCAAAAUGACAAUUAA